Molecule: messenger RNA, 2113 nt
Organism: Thunnus maccoyii (southern bluefin tuna)
Lineage: Eukaryota; Metazoa; Chordata; Actinopteri; Scombriformes; Scombridae
Product: protein phosphatase 1 regulatory subunit 3C-B-like
Exons: 3
Coding region: 219-1268 (349 amino acids)
Biological process (GO): regulation of glycogen biosynthetic process
Cellular component (GO): protein phosphatase type 1 complex
Molecular function (GO): glycogen binding; protein phosphatase 1 binding
Source: RefSeq, a predicted model, not a curated record
UGUCUCUCUCUCUCUCUUCCUAUCUGUCCUCGGGGGGCGUGACGGAGCGCGCGGAGCGGACAGACUGCGGCUCUUUUUCUCUAAAAUGGCUGAAAUGUGAAACGAAAAGAAUAAAAACAGAAAGAGGAACAGAAAGCAGGAGGUUUCCGGUCUGUUGUUGUGGUUUCUGUUCGGACUGGCGCGGAUUCUACUGGAUUCUACCGAGACUGAAACUUUCAAUGAACUGCAGGGUUCUCCACAUCCUGAACCCUCGCCACGGGGGUCCGUCUCCCAUCAUGCCCGUCGACAUGGCCGUGAGAAUCUGCCUCGCCAGCUCGCCUCCUCUGCGCUCCUUCCUCAGUAACUAUGACAACCGCUGUUCUUCCUCUGCAGCCGCUCUACUGCCGCGCUGCCAACCACUGCGACCGUGUCUGGCUUCUGGUCGCUGCAGCGACACCUUCGCUAGCAGCAGCAUCACCACGGCAACGGCGGCCUCAACAUCAGCGUCAGCAGAGAACAGCAGCCAGGCGUGGCUGAGGAAGAAGAAGAAGAAGAGCGUGGUGUUUGCAGACUCUCAAGGUCUGGCGCUGACCGCCGUCCACGUCUUCAGCGAGUCGGAGGACGACCUGCUGAGCGAGCUGCAGUUCCACCUGACUGAGCUAGAGGACGCCACAGGCAGACUACACCUGGGAGACAUCACAGACUUAGCUGAUGGGGGGUUGGGCCUGGUCCUGGACUUCACCCAGCCGGCUGCAGACUACCUGGACCUGAGGAACCGGCUCAAAGCCCAGCAGGUUUGUCUGGAGACGUGUUCAGUCCAGGACCGCCUGCUCUCAGGCACCGUGCAGGUCCGAAACAUCUGCUUUGAGAAGUCCGUCUCAGUCCGGAUCACCUUCGACUCGUGGCGCUCCUUCCAGGACGUUCCCUGCCACUACCUGAACAAUGUGUACGGCUGCCCCGACAUCGACACCUUCGACUUCUCUGUGAUGGUGCCGGAGAUCCUUGAGCCGGCCGACAGGAUGGAGUUCUGCAUUCAGUACCAGACUCGGGACCGGACCUUCUGGGACAACAACCUCGGGAACAACUACCGACUGGUGGUGACGGAUCCACACGGCAGCCCGACACGGAUCCCUGAGAGCACAGCCGGGCUGCAGGUCCAGAGAGACGGCAGUGGGGAGGAGCGGCAGGAGAGGGAGUUUGAUCCGUUAGGAAGCCCCAGGACGUCAGCAGGGAUCUUCUCAGAGUGGCAGAGCUGGGGCCGGGUCGAGACCAGCGCCCCCUACUGGUGAGACCACCACAGAAUGUGUUAAUGUGCUCUCACAGGACUUCAGCUGCACUGAGAAGUUAUUCCAGAUGUUUGUAGAGGACACUGCAGACUGCUUUCACUCGUCACUUUAGCUCCCAACAUGAGUUCAUUUGAGUCUUUUGAAGACGAGUGUUGACGUCUGGACGGACUCAGGAUAACUGUCACUUUAACGUCAAACUGUCUCGGCAUAAAUCUGUCGAACUCAUCACGACACUCGAGCAGUUGGUCAGCACAAAUCUUUUCAAAUUUGCACCCAAAAACCAAAACCUGCUGAGGACCGAAUGGAUGAAUCAGACGGAGACAUGGGAGACCUCUCGGGAAUACUUAACUUAGAUACACAGGGAUUCCUUCAUCGAUGCUCACAGCGUCACCUUUUGAAAUAUGCAAAUAUAACAAGUCUUUCCACAACAUGACUGAGCAGCAGGAAGACGAAGCUUUGAAAAAGCAUCAGAAGACUUGAGAAGUCUCACACACACGUAUUCAGAAGUGCUUUUCUUUAAAACCUCCCAAACAUUCAUGAGGCCUUCUUGUGCUUCGUAAAGCUUCUUUGUCAUUUCUGAAACUCCCCAACGUCAGAAUCCACGUGGCUCCACCAGGAUUCAGUUUCAUCGGCCUUUCAGGAGAGUUUCAUCUGGAUUUAAGAGGACUUUGAGUGAAGAGUGUGAAGGAUUAAUUCCACGUUAAACUGCAGGGCUUCUUAUUAGACCUUUAACAAUUAGUCGAUAAAUAGAUUAGUUGCCAAUUAUCAAAUUAAUCGUCAACUAUUUUGAUAAUUGAUUACUUGUUUUGAGUCAUUUUUUAAGAAAAAAUGUCCAAGUUCUCUGAUUC